This is a messenger RNA of Cydia pomonella (codling moth), 6863 nucleotides long. Its product is annotated as mucin-2. Lineage: Eukaryota; Metazoa; Arthropoda; Insecta; Lepidoptera; Tortricidae. The record is from RefSeq and is a predicted model, not a curated record. Gene Ontology annotation, biological process: protein dephosphorylation. The transcript is spliced from 13 exons. The coding region runs from base 493 to 5064 and encodes 1523 amino acids. Gene Ontology annotation, molecular function: protein tyrosine phosphatase activity.
UACAUCGCAUUCAUUGGCCGCGCCUGCGAUUUAUUCAUUUUCUAACUUGGUUUAAUGCAACCAUUAUCUCGUCGGCCGGCCGUGUCCACUGCUCGCAGAUUACACACCGCUCUCAGUUCCCUCGCGAGCCUUGAACGCGCCGCGCGUACUGCCACAACUCAAAAUUCCCGCGUAAAACUUUUUAAAAAUAAACAAGUGACUGUGGAUUAUUGUAAACUGUGUUUGUGUUGGUUUUUUAGUGUCGGAUCAAACUAAGGAGAUAACGAUGUUUGCGGAGUGACACAUGGCGGGGAGAUAGCUAGCAUGCUAAUGGGAGCAGGAUCACACAAAGCGUUAUAUUAGCAUGCGAGCAAAACGACUGGCAGAUAAUGCUCACAAAGGGGCAUUGUUGCGUCUAGAUUCGGAAAUGUGGAACGAUACGGAUAAUCAUGGGACACAGGAUUCUGGCAAGUCAUUGAGCAAUUGCGACAUAAAGAACAAAAUGAAGUUAUAAUGGAGUCACCAGUAAGAAUAUCCUUAGGUGCAGCAUUAGUAGCAUACUUGCUACUAUUAAGCAGCACCCCAGCCGGCGGCAACGCGCUCCCGCUCGAAACGACCCCGGCCACCGUCCGCGACGACCGGCCCCGGCCUGUCCGGCUUAACGCCACCUGGCCGCGCAGCCGGCCCCGGGGCCUCGACCCCGUCCUCAACGAACUGCCUAAGGGCUCAGUCUCCGAGGAACACACCGAGAAAAAUGCCAAGUAUAAACACAGAGGAAGGACUCGUUACUACUCGCGCUCCACCACAGCAAGCCCUCUGAGAAGGGUCAGAACCUCAACCGCAGAGACGGUCCCGGGAGUGAUCAUAGUGACUCCAACGGCGGAAGUUAAGAAGCCAGAGCAGAUAAUGGAUAGCAUGAGAAACUAUAAGAGAACGAAAAUGCCAGUAAGCACAAGUACCACCACGGAAGAUAGUAAAAGCGAGGAAGAUGAUGAUGACGACUCAUUUGAGAAAUUUACUAGUAAAUUUGAUGACAAUAAUUUCUUUACUAUACCUGAUUUCGAUGAUGAUCAUGGAAAAGAUUCUAGAGAAAGUCCAAGUGAUAAGUAUAGUGAUUAUUCAAGUACAGUACUUAGCUCCUUUUCUAGUUUCCUGCCCAAAAAUGAUGAUGAUUCGCCCUACAAAUCCAAUUUCUUCGAUUUUGAUACUGAUUUGACCACGCCUAAAAAUGACUUCUUCGAUAAAAAAUAUCAAGAAGUAUCUUCAAGUAUUAUUAGGAAUUUGGAAGCUAUCAAAGCAAGAUCACCCCGACCCAACGUAACAAAUGUACAUAUAAGUGAAACAUUAGGUUUAAGCCCAAAUAUUACUAAGCCAGGUAAUAGGUCUACUAUAAUUAUCAAGAAUACCAAAGAAACCCGCCUUAUUGACAAUGAUGGAGCUGGAACUAUGAACAAGGAACUUUCUGACGUGCACGGGACAAGCGUUUAUUAUGAAAUGUCCGUACUCUCCACUGAAACAUACGCAAUAAACAAUUCCAAUGAAGAUGAUUGUGACAAUGAUACAUUACCUUCGGAACCUACAGUUCAGACCCCUGCUGAAGACGAGUUGGCAUCAAUACAAGGAACUCCGUCAAAUCUUUUCCCCGUUUCCACAAAACCGCUUUUCCCUGAUCCUGAUUUGGGAUCCACCGUGUCCUCCAACUUUUUACCAUCUUCAAGUUCUCUGACACCUUUCUUUAAUCCUUCAAGUUCAAUACCCUAUUCCACCAUAAAUUCUAUAUCAUCUACUGAGAAGACGAGGCCGUUCCCUAACAGCUUCCCCAGCAGAAAUAGAGGGUAUUCUAAAAGACUAAACGGCUUCACUGGGGCUAAGGAUUCUCCAAAUAACGUCACACCUACAGCCGAUAAUAUACAAACCCAUAAUGUCAGAAACUUCACAAGAAAAUUCCAUUACACGACGCCUAAAGCAAAACCAAUAUGGAUGACUCCAAGGCGGAAUAUUACCAAAACUUAUCCAAAACCUACUUAUCCUACAACAAUAUACGCGGAGCAUUUCAGUAUUAAAGAUAGAACGACCACAACCGUCCGUCCAAAACAGUCGAAUAAAACCAUUCUAACCACUGUAUCAUCGGACAUAGAUCCAGUUUUGCAAAGCGAUGUGAGCGGUGUGAAGAAGCUGGUACAGUCUCAGACGAUUUCCGACAACAGUAUUCCCUCGCUGUCUAAGAGGGGGUCGAUGAAGUUCGGGACUACGACAGCCACAUCCGUGGAGGAGGAGAUGACGACCACCAGUGAGAUGGAAAUUCCGCCUACGCUAACAGCGUGGGCGCUUGCCAGCUUAAGAAGCCCUCCUGGACCGGCAAAUGUAACGAGUUCGACGCAAAAGAGCGUUGAAGAAAACGAGGUGCAAAAAGUCAAUGAAGACAAAAACGAAAUUAUUACGAGUUCGACCACUACAACUCUAACUCCUGAAACGAAUAACUUAGCUACCAAAAAGAUGACAAAUAUUGACCAAAAUAAGUUGCCUUGGCGACCAGUGCUUCCUCACACGUCACCUGACCCUAUUAUGAACACGGAGGUUAUACCAACAGAGAGCAAAUCUGAACGGCUACCAGCUGAGAGCAAUAUCUCCGUGCAGAAUAGUCCUCAGCCAAUCACGUCCACUGAAGGAGUAAAAACCGAGACAGAAGCUACAGAGGGUAAUACUAAAGCAAAAGAAACAGUUACUUCUUGGGUACCAGUAACUAAGAGUGAAGUCAAUUCAGGUGGAACUUUUGCUUCUAUUACUAAGUUUCCUAAAGGAGUAACAACGCCACUCGAUGAAACUCCUAAGCAAAAUAAUGAAAUCGUUACUGAGACAAUUACUGAAGAAUCGGCCACCACUGACUAUGAAAUAACGACUAGAAGAUUUUCCUACGUUCCUACAGAAGCUGUGACUGACAAAGUAGAAUCAUCCACAUCUAGUGAAUGGCAUCCAGUGGCUCCUACUAGAACAAGAGCAACUACAAUAGAGCAUAGUCCUGUUACUACAUAUAGACCUAAAUAUUAUACCACGACAGAUUAUGUUGAAGAAUUUACUACGAACAUUCCGGAAACAACACCAUUCAUUGAGGUGUCGUCACUAUCAAUAGCUAAUGUAACUAAAUUACAAUCGGAAUUACCCGCACCAACUACUCAAGUUGCGGAUACCACAUCGAAACAACCAGCAACGCACGCCACCAUUGCAGACAAAGAAUUGCCUAUUGAAACCACAACUGAGAUUGUAGAAGCUACGUUUGCACAAACUGAAGCUACCACUGAAGUAGUAACUGACAAAUCAGUACAAACAGAAAGUUCCGAGGCUGAUGUAAGUACUGAGGUCUACGAAACAUCACCAAGUGCAAUGAAAGAAAAAGAAAAUAUUUCUGAGGAUAGCAGCGGCAGUAACGAAGUCAUAAUUAUGGAAACGACAAAAAUGGUUCCAUCUUCAUCGACCACGACUAGUACUAGCACUACAACUACAACUACAACAACAACAACUACCACCACAACUACUACUACUACAACUCCAGCUCCAACUACAGAAGAGAAAAAAGAAACAACAACAGAAGAGGAAACAACAACAUCUCAAAUAUCAACUGUACCUGUAGAGAAAAUAGCGGAAACAGAAGUUGACGUUGAUACGACGACAGAAUUGGGGACGAAGCCGAUCGGCGAGUUGGAGGACGUGUCGAGCUACGGUGACGUGACGACGGAGCGACUCACGCCGAUGGAGGAGGCGGGCUCGGGCGCCGCGGUGGCUAUCGCCGUCAGCACCAUUGGAGUUAUAGCCUUGAUACUGCUUAUUGGACUUUUGCUGGUGGUCCGCCGACGCGGGCGGCGGGGGGUGUAUGCGCAGCGUUGUACCCCCGUGUCCCUGGACGCGUAUAGCUUGGACAGCGUCAGCGUCGGACAUCGUAAGGGCAACCAGAGGCUACGGGCUAGCAAAAGGAGCUAUGGGAAUCCGGCGUAUGAUGAUGAGGUGACAUCCCAUCCUAUGAACUACGCGGCGCUGGCCAACUUCGCCCUGGACAUGGAAUCCAUGAACACAGAAUUCGCAGAGAUUCCCUCCGUCACUGUCCGACCUGAUGAAGUUCCUCCAGGGUGCGAAGACAAGAACAGAUACUCCAAUGUUCUGCCGCUGCCUGAGACCAGGGUGCCGCUCAAGAGGGUUGGGAACGAUCCCACGUCGGAGUAUAUUAAUGCUAAUUAUAUAACGGGCCCAGGCAACAUCAAGAACUACUACAUCGCGUGCCAGGCGCCGCUUCACAACACCGUGGCGGACUUCUGGCGCAUGGUGUGGGAGCAGAACUCGCGCGUCAUCGUCAUGCUGACGGAGUACAUGGAGAACGGUGUUGAAAAAUGCUACGAGUACCUUCCCCCAUCAGAAGUGUCAGACAACAAGCGGACCUUCGGCGAGUUCCAGAUCAUGCUCAAGAAACGCGAGCAGCGCGACAAAUACGCCGUCUCCAGCGUCCAGCUCAUCAACCUGACGACCAGGACGUGGAGGGAGGUCACGCACCUCUGGUACUUCUGGCCGGCGAAGGGAGUGCCUGAUGAUUACGACUCAGUGCUGGAUUUCUUGUCGGAAAUGAGGAGUUACAUGAAAGUUUCGCAGUCAGCUAAAGAAUAUGAUGAAGAAGGUGUAGAAGUAAUUUAUGGCGACGGCAGCCGUUCCUCCUACGGAAACCUGUCCAAGCUCCGAGAAGAGGGCAGCCCCGGCAACGGCGUGAACGUAUAUUCGCCGGCUAAGGCCGAGGAGAUGAUGCGUCGAGGCCAAGCUACCAACGGCACGCUCAGUAGGAUGAAAGCUGCGUCUGAAGUGGAAGGAGUCCGACCAUGUACGGUGGUAUGCGCAAGCGGUGCGGGGCGCUCUUGCGCACUUAUCGCGCUGGACAUCUGCGCGCGCGCGCUCACCGCGCAUGCCGCCGACGUGCCGCGCGUCGUGCGCGAGCUGCGCGCGCAACGUCCGCACUCGCUCUCCAAUCGACACCACUAUAUCUUCCUAUAUAAGGUGCUAAGCGAGUACGGCAACAAGCUGAACGGCGGGGGUGUCGACACCAUAUAAGCCCGCCGCUGCUGAUUUCUCUCCAUGACAUUCAAUACUAGUUACUUAGAUAGGUAACGACUUAUGCCAAUAAACUACUGUACGCGAGAAUAUCUAGACAAUAAUUUGGUAAAAAAAUAUUUUAACAUAUGCAUAAGGCGGAUCCUAUUAAUGGAAUAUAAACAUUUUCUCCACAUUUUGGAUUAGUUCACAAAAUGCAACGUUUUGAAGACUUUAUCAGACUUUCCUUGUGUGUCAGAUUUACACUAAGAGCUAAGCCCAAACUGUGCUUUUUGAAAGAUGAAGAUGAAAGUUAAAGAGAAAAAGGGCACUGGACUUAGCUUGGACAUACUAGUAGUUAUCAGUAGGUAUACAUAUAGAUAUUAUAGAUACCUCAACCGUGAGCCACCGAACGCACGCUACGAGCAUGCAAUGCACACUGGGUUUCGUGGCCUAGGCGUAAAAUGUUUAUUUUUUUUAAUGUUGCAGGUUUUUUGAGAUUUCUAUCCCAUGUAAACUAAUUUAUUUAUUAGAUAAUUCGAUACAGGUUAGGGUAUUGGCAUAAAUCAAAAGUGAGAAAACUAUUGGGAAUAUACCAAAGUGUAAGUUACGAGAUCUCUAUAGAAUUUGAUCGCUCAAAUAUACUGAUGUUUACCUUUUCAUGUUUAUGUACCAGAAUUUUAGACCAUUCUAUUAGGUAUGAUUAUUAUAUUUGUUAAACUUUUUGCAUUGCUAGGAUGUAAAUAGGUCUUAAUGAUGAUAAGUCAAUAAUAUGUGACCAGGUAAACUGGAUAUAAACUAAAUUAUUAAUAAGCAGUUAUUUAAUGUCGGAAUGUUACUAUAUAUAUUGACGCGAUCGAUAUAUUAUGUGGUUAGGCUCUUCUACUAUUAAUAUUACCUAAGUGCAUGGAUUUUCGUUGCUGUUGGUGAAAAUAAAGUGACAUGUGCACCUACUAACUAAUAAUAGGUAUACUAUUAUAUUAUUAUUCGUUAUUAUUACUUAUGCCUAUUAUGAGCUGAUCGUAUCGAUACUACUUUUAUUAUUACAUUCGAACAAUUUAUUUUUACUUACUUUUAGAAGUUCAUUCCACUAGUCUAAUUAUUUUUUUAAGUACAUAUUUGCCAAAAAUGUCAAUAAUAAUCAGUUUAUAUUCAAAGCGCAUAAUUAAAUCACAAAAAUGAUAAACGUCAUAAUAAUUUACAAUGCGUAGUGAUUAUUGAAAUCUGCUGUGAUUUCUGUUAAUUUCUAAGAUAUUCUUUGCUUUGUUAAAAAAUCUAGCUUUACAGUAUUCCUGUAAUAAAAUAUACCUACUUUGUAAGUUAUAAGCGCCCUAUUUUGAAGAAUUUGUUGUAAGCAUGUCCUGUGACGCAAUUUUAAUACUCUAAGAUAAUAUCUUGAAAUCCAUGAUAAUAAUUGGAGUGUUUUCAAACACAUACGUACCUUAGUGUAUGAAUUUAUUAAAACUAUCUCAGUGCGGUUAUCUUUUGUGUAUAGUUUUCCUCUACUUCUUCGAUUUUAUGCGUAAUUGUUAAAAGUUGUUGUUAAUUUGAUAUUUUUAAGUUUGUUAUAAAUCGCAGCUGAAUACAAUAUCCAUGAGAUUUAUUUAUGGUAUCAAGGCAUUUACUUUAUUUUAAUAUAUGUAUAUGUGAAAGCACUGUUUGUCCAACACACGUAGAAUAUAAGGUAUGUGUAUAGUAUUCGAUUAGGCUUAAUAAAUUACAAUAAUGACCAAAAACAUAAAAAAAUAUCAUUUAUUAUACUGUCCUUCAUUAGUUGUAACAGCUGUUUUUAUAAAGAACGUAAAUAAUAAAAGUAUAAA